UACGGGGCCACUUUUGAAACGAUCUAGCAAUUUCCUUCUUGUUGAAUACUUGUUGUCUGUAUUUAAAAGCUUUUGAACACCAUGCAGGGAAAUAAAAAAUCUACAUAUUAAUAUAGACAUUUGCUUAGUGCUUUGCACAGUAAAAACAUACUCAUAUAUAUAUGCUGGAUUCAUGAUAGCAAAAAGCUCAUACAAGAAGGAUUACUGAGAGUUUUUGUCUAGAAGCAGCUUAAAGCUUAAAGAGGAGGAAGAGGAAAAGAAAAUAGGAUGAAGGUACAGUGUGAUGUAUGCGAGAAGGCUGAGGCAGAGGUGCUAUGUUGUGCAGAUGAAGCGGUGCUAUGUGUUGAAUGUGAUGAGAGGGUCCAUGGAGCUAAUAUGCUAUCCCAGAAACAUGAACGCCUUUGUCUCCUCAAAUGUCCAUUACCAUCUUCCUCCUCCUCUGCUGUUUCUUCCUCUUCUGCACUCCCUCUCUGUGAUAAAUGCCAGGAGAAAAACGGAUAUGUAUUUUGCUUGGAGGAAAGGGCAUUGCUCUGCAGGCACUGUGAUAUGUCAAAGCACAUGUCUGGAAGCCCAUAUACGUCGUCACACCAAAGAUUACUCAUUGCAGACAUAAAAGUUUCCCUUCAACCCUCAACUAAUAACAGUGAUAAUAUUGGCUACAACAGCACAAAUUACCCUGCAAGUUUGUCAAUGUCUUCUACCAUGAACAAGUUCCCAGCAGACAAUGAGAGCAGAACAAUGGAUGUUGAGGCUGCAUAUGCAGAGAAUACAGCCACCUUUCUUGGUGGAUCUGGCUUUCCAACAGAAUGUAAUUGGACAUUGGAUGAAAUCUUGGACACCAACAGCUUUAACUACUACGAGUUCUCAGAUGCUGGGUCAUCUAGGAUUGGCAGUCAAUGAAAGUUCCUAGUUCUCUUCUCAAAUUGCAGCACAGGAAACAAUUUGGAUUGUCCAUUAGGUUCGCUUCCCUGCUUCUGAUAAAUUGUAAUCCAAUGUGAUAUAAGCUGCCUUUCAUUAUCUUUUUCUGUUUAAUCAUUAUACAGGCUAAUACUAAUUUGUUGUUUCUAACUUAGUAUGAAUCCUUUUCCUUUGUGUUCUGUUUCGAUCGUUGAGUUCAUUUGACCAUUAACAUGUACGUACUUCUAAAUUUGAAUUGGAAAUAAUAAGAUAAAAGAGAAUCUAGCAUAUGAAAAGCCAAAAAGAAAACAGGUGACAGCUCUCUGUCAAAAGAAUAUAGAGUUCCCCCUUAUAUGGGGGCAAAAGAAGAAUAUGUUAAAUAAUAU
Ziziphus jujuba (common jujube) is the source of this 1283-nucleotide messenger RNA. Its product is annotated as B-box zinc finger protein 23. Gene Ontology annotation, molecular function: zinc ion binding. Gene Ontology annotation, cellular component: nucleus. Gene Ontology annotation, biological process: photomorphogenesis; regulation of DNA-templated transcription. The coding region runs from base 268 to 900 and encodes 210 amino acids. The record is from RefSeq and is a predicted model, not a curated record. The transcript is spliced from 2 exons. NCBI's taxonomy places the organism in Eukaryota, Viridiplantae, Streptophyta, Magnoliopsida, Rosales, Rhamnaceae.